Pestalotiopsis fici W106-1 is the source of this 1593-nucleotide messenger RNA. RefSeq lists its product as uncharacterized. Lineage: Eukaryota; Fungi; Ascomycota; Sordariomycetes; Amphisphaeriales; Sporocadaceae. Bases 1 to 1593 code for a protein of 530 amino acids. The transcript has a single exon. The record is from RefSeq and is a predicted model, not a curated record.
AUGGACUCGUCCACCCGCCCGCCAUCGGUUGAGGCAAUGAAGAUAGUUAUAAGUCGGGCUCUUCCCGGCGUCUCCGUCGAGUCCAUUCAACCACUCUCUUCCAUCCGACCGCAAAGAGAUGCUCGUGUAAAAGUGAGCAGUGGUCGUAACCUCGUCUUGACCAUUCCGCCGGCUCCCAUGAUUAGAUUGCUGCGAUCGGAGCAGUGGCUCGUGCUGUCCGAGGCCCUGCUCAUAUCGUGGAUAUGUAGAAGAGCACCAUCGAUAUCGCCACUCGCAACAAAAGACCAGAGGAUAUCGAUACAGUCCCUCACGAACCUUGGGCCUUUCCAAAACGACCAACCAAUAACACAGUUGCAGCCAGAGAUUCUCGUUUGGCCCGAAUUGGUGGAUACCCCUCUCUUCAGAUACCUGCCAGAAUUAAUCGCCCACUCACCCCUGAGUCACGAUCUGGGAGUUGCCUUUAAUUUAACAGAGCCAAGUCGAGGUUCAGUCAUCAGUUUAUUGUCCCCACCUCUAUCUGAAGAAGAACGAGUCGAUCUAGAUUACCAAAAAGGGCAAUUCAUACGGCUCAUGACCACUCUGAAAGCCCCCAACUCCAAGUUUGGUCCAGCUGUUGCCGUCAUUGGCCAGCAAGGGCCUCUUUCAGACUCAAGUUCUGCCGCUGCGUCAAGUGCGUUGGGCGGUAUCGAUUCCUGGUCCAAGGCCUUUCACGCCUUGGUCGAGAGUAUACUCCGAGACGGAGAAGACCUGGCCGUCACAAUUAGCUACUCGCAAAUACGACAUCACGUGCAACGCCUAGGUCAUCUGUUGGAUGCUGUUACACAAUCUCGCCUGGUCGUACUCGAUGCGGGUAGUGAUACAAACGUGAUCGUGUACCGUGGCACCGAGCUGGAGCACCGGCCGAGAACCGACGUAGCCGAAACACAGACUACUUCUCAUGAGACGACGUCCUCCCCAGCUUCGAGUAUCCAUACUAGCGACAAAUUCAGCCCUAGAAAUCGGCACUGGCAAACACUGGUGGGAGAUAGCAGUGCCAUCCUGGACAUGAAUCAACCGUCUAGGCCAGUCGCCAGGGACAACAUGGACAGAUUUGGACAAGGUGAAAAUGCCAGAAUAUCAGUCAGCGGUCUACGAGACUGGAGCAACUGCAUUUUUGGAGAUCCCCUCAUGGCUGAAAUCUUCAACGACGAGCCUUCUUCGAAUUUCAUCCGCGGCUUCCGUCAACAGCCCUCGAGGGGCUCAACUCUGGCUACAACAGCCCACGGUACUGCUACUACUUCUUCGUCAUCUCCGGCCGCCGGCAGCAUAUCGAGGAUCUCAAGUCCACCACCCGACGACCUCAUCGAAGACCGCGAGAAUGCCAGCAUCCGGCUCAUGCUCUACGAGUGCUACCAUGCCACCGUCUCCAUUGUCAAGCAGUUCUAUCGACCCAGCGGGCCAGAAAGUACGAGACGAGAGAUGGAGGCACGGCGUAGGCUCGCAGCAGUGCUAAAUAAGCUGGCCGAGGUGGAGGACAAUCCGAGCAAGAGGCCCAGGACUGGCAGCGUCGACAUAUGGCCCUCCAAGAAGUCGAAAUCAGAUGUUGGACGCUGA